GUGAUAUCAGGUGAAUCGUGGAUGUAAUUUCAAGUGACUUUGAGACGAGAUGUGAUUUGUGUUUUUUCGGACAAUCGCGCGAGUGACUUUUGCUAAAAUUUAAAGGACUCUGAAUCUGAAGACGUUAGAACAAUGCCUGCAGUAUGCUGUUGCCUGAUGAAACCUACGAACAAAAUGCUGUAUUCACGGGGCAUAUCUUGGCAAUGCUUCGGAUGUAUGACGACUUUCUGUACCACUACAGGAUACGGCCUGAGUUUUUUUGCAGAUAUAAAGAAAAGCAGGCUUUGCAGAAGAGAUUAACCCGCGCUCUAACUGCCUCACGUAAUAAACAAGCUAGCUCUAAAUGCAGGGAUGCAUCAUCCUCAAAUGAGGCAGUUCACUUACAGCAGCGUCUUCGAAGUCUAAGCACUGAGCUUGUAACGCUAAGAAACCGGCUCCAUGUCCAAGGAGGACAGCCGGCCACCGUAAAAGGCGGUGGCGGACCUAUUCCUCCCCUUGCACCUGUCUCGACUGCACCACAGCCAGCAGUACCACCAAGGUCUGCACACAACAACGUACCUGCACCAAUAGGCUCUGUAACUCAACAACAACGACCUCAGGCGCCUUCCAGCGGUUCCUCGUCGAACCUCGAAGAUCUAAUCCAUCUUCAUGGACCGCUCACUGAAGAUGCAGUCAUGAAAUGUUUACAAGCGCGAUUUCAAGCAUCCAACUUUUACACAAACGUUGGUCCGAUUCUGCUGUGUGUAAAUCCGUACAAAGAGGUCGGCAAUCCGUUGACACUGAGCAGUACAAGGGGAAUAGCGUUAAGUCCACAAUUAAAUAAGGUUGUCCAGGAGGCCGUUCGACAGCAAUCCGAAACUGGAUAUCCUCAAGCCAUAAUCUUAUCAGGAACCAGUGGUUCUGGCAAAAGCCAUGUUUCUAUGUUACUAUUGCGACAACUGUUUGCCGUAGCAGGGGGAGGUCCAGAGACUGACGCGUUUAAGCAUUUGGCUGCUGCUUUUACAGUAUUACGUUCCUUAGGGUCUGCGAAGACUAUGACCAAUUCGGAAUCUAGUCGAAUUGGUCAGUUCAUAGAAGUUCAGGUAACUGAUGGAGCCUUAUACCGCACGAAAAUUCACUGUUACUUUUUGGACCAAACUAGAGUGAUACGACCAUUACCAGGUGAAAAAAAUUACCAUAUCUUUUACCAAAUGCUCGCUGGGUUAUCGACUGAGGAGCGGACUAAACUUAAUCUAGAAGCACAAACAAUAACGUCGUUAAGGUAUCUCCAGUAUGGAGAUACACGGCAGGACACUAUUGAAGAUUCGAAUAGGUUUCAAGCUUGGAAAAACUGUUUAGGAAUCUUGGGCAUACCAUUCCUGGACGUUGUAAGGGUCCUAGCAGCAGUUCUUCUUCUGGGAAAUGUGCAAUUUAUGGACGGAAAAGGUCUGGAAGUCGACGUCAAAGGCGAAGCCGAACUAAACGCCGUCGCUGGACUAUUAGGAGUCUCAGGUGGCGCCCUUUUCCGAGGCCUCACUUCCCGCACUCACAACGCUAGAGGCCAGCUCGUGAAAUCCGUGUGUGAUGCCAAUAUGUCAAACAUGACAAGAGACUGUCUCGCGAAAGCUUUAUAUUGUCGUACUGUAGCUACCAUAGUUCGUAGAGCUAAUAGUCUUAAGAGGUUAGGAUCUACAUUAGGAACUUUAAGUUCCGACUCGAAUGAAUCGGUUCAUAACCAAGCGGAAGUGACGAGCCAGCAUGCUUCUACUAUAGGUGGGAGUACUAACGCAGGAAGUAAGUCAAUGGCAGCAUUAAACAACGCCAUUAGACACGCGACUGAUGGGUUUAUAGGAAUACUUGAUAUGUUUGGUUUUGAAGAACCAAAACCAAGCCAGCUAGAACACCUUUGUAUUAACCUAUGUGCAGAAACUAUGCAGCACUUUUACAAUACUCAUAUAUUCAAGUCUAGCAUAGAAUCUUGCAGAGAUGAAGGCAUCAAUUGUGAAGUAGAAGUAGACUAUGUAGACAACGUACCAUGCAUUGAUUUAGUCUCAUCUUUGCGAACUGGUUUGUUAAGUAUGCUUGAUGUUGAAUGUUCUAUCCGUGGUACAGCCGAGUCGUAUGUGUCAAAGAUAAAAGUUCAACACAAAAAUAAUUCUAGACUGUUCGAUCCGAAACCGAUUGAUCCAAGAUUGUUUUGCAUCCAACAUUUUGCUGGUAAAGUUGUAUAUGACGCCACAGAUUUCCUGGAUACCAAUAAAGAUGUUAUUCCAGACGAUCUGGUAGCUGUGUUUUAUAAACAUAGUUGCAAUUUUGGUUUUGCGACGCACUUAUUUGGAAGCGAGCUCAAAGCUUUAUAUUCCGUGGAAACUGUUCCUAGAGGAGUCAGUUUCCGAAUAUCUCCUACUUCUCAUACAGAUCUUUUAAAUGGAGAUGAACCAGUGUCGACUUUAACACAAGACUUCCACACUCGUCUGGAUAACUUAUUGCGCACUCUGGUACACGCAAGGCCACACUUUGUCCGCUGUAUUUGCAGUAACUCACAAGAAGCAGCCAACAGGUUCGAAAGAGGUAUAGUAGUACGACAAAUCAGGUCUCUACAAGUGCUAGAAACUGUUAAUUUGAUGGCAGGUGGUUAUCCCCAUAGAAUGAGGUUUAAAGCUUUUAAUAUGAGGUAUCGAUGUCUAGCACCGUUUGCUAAACUGAACAGAACUGAAGAAAAAGUAACAGACGAUUGUAAUUUAAUUCUUCAGUACGUCAUGGACUCAAUAGGUAAACAACAAAGUCUUGUGUCUACAAGUUACGCUAUGGGAAAGAGGCAUAUCUUUUUAAGCGAAGGAAUAAGGCAGCAGCUUGAAAAGCUGAGGUCUGAAACUCGACAGAAAGCAGCUACCUUAAUUCAGUCUUGUUGGAGAGGUUGGCAUUGUCGAUAUAGAAUGUCAGCUAUUCGUCGAGAAAAAACUGUCAAUCAACCACCAGUAUCUAGGACAGCAAUCGGAGGAACACGACCAAGGCCUCAACCCAUCGCUGGUACUCCACCACCCGAUCCUAAUGAGAAAUGCGACGCGAAAAUCAUCCAACAAACUUGCAAUCUCUUUGGACUGGAUUUGGAGAGGCCUCCCCCUGUUCCUCCGAGUAGAUCGUACACAGUAACAGGAAAUACCAAGUUGGGUUACCCGCAAACCAGAGUCAUGAAAAUGACGUAUCCUGAAGAUACUACUACUGGCGACGAUGGUCCAGUUUUACUGAAAGGAGAGACUGUAUUAGUAGUAGGAGCUUCACAUCGUAGAGGUCAUUUAAUCGUUGAACAUAAACAUUGUACGCUUCAUGUGCCCUUUCAGUUUUUGGAACUGAAACAAAGUGUUAAUAUUUAAUCUUGCCAUUUGUCUUCCGCGGUCACUCUAUGGGUGCCACUAUAGUAUGCGAUUUAUCCCGAGGAUGCGGUCUACCUGUGCGUAAUAUUAUAGUGUGCGGUCUACUGAUAUCAAUUUGAAAAUUUCUGAAGGGUUUGUGCAAGAUAGUGAAAUGUAGGAAAACUCUUGUAGAAAAAAAUAUUUAUUCACAAGUAAUAAACAUUUGCAGGAAAAUAAAUAAUGUAAAAUGAAAGAGGACUCUAAUAGUUUACAAACAAAAUGCAAUCCAACUAGCUACUUACAAAAAGAAUUAUGUAUAACCUAAUUAUUUAAAAACAAUACAGCUUAAUUAUUAUUAAGAUGAUGGGUACGCAUUUUCGGCUGAAAUGCUAUUCAAGUGGGGAUUCAUUUUUUUCGAAUCCUGAGAAAACUUAUAAGUAUUUUUGAAAAAUUUAAACGCAGAAUGAAAGAUUACGUUAUUAGUGAGGGCCGAAGUUCCUGAGAACUUCUAUAAUGUUUAUUUUAAUAAGUUACAGAAAUGAAAAACUAAGAGAAAAUUUAGUGUGAUUUUUAAUUUCAAAUAUCUCAUUCAAAAUAAACUUUUUAUUUCUUCUAAGGGACUUCAGGCCCUCAGUAAUAAUUAAGUCUUUCAUUCUGCGUUUAAAUUUUUUAAAAGUAUAUAUUAGUUUUUCAGGAUUCGAAAAAAAUGGACACCAUGUCCGUGGUAAUAUUUUCCAAAUCUAUCUUUGUCUUACAACGCACUCAGUCGAAUAGAAUAUUGUCAGCAUAUUGUUAGUCAGACAUUGACCAUCAGUGACAAUUUUAAAUAUUUGACAUGGCAUCGAGAAUAUUUUGAGUUGUUGAUUAAAUAAUAUACAUAUAUAGUGUAUUUGAUAAAUAAUUGAUUUAUGACGUGAACUUAAUAAAACGUUAUUUAUUGUGUAUUAUUUGUGGAAGAUCCAAGCAGAGAAUACAUCAGGAUAAUAUAUUCUGUGAUCCAAGUAUUUUGUUGUUAAAGAUGUUCAAAAUUGUAAGCGUUCCAUAGUAACAAUAUAUUAUUAAAAAAUAACUUAACACUUUUUCUCUUUUCUCGAUUGAGUAUUAGUUUUUGUUGUACAUAUAAAUUAUUACAAUCACUGAAUACAUAGUGAAAAAAUUAUCACACUUAUUAACUGAAUUAAUAAUUUGCAAUUAUACAAAUAACAGUUAUCCAAGAACAUUGAAAAGCCAUCUCGUUAAGUUAAUGAUGACAUUUUCAAGUAGAAUGACAUUCUAGUAAUGUUUACAUAUCCAUACCAGUGUGAAUUUUACUACACGUAAUUUGCCGUGUAAAGACAGAAAAAGUAGGGAUAGCCGUAAAAUAUUUGCGAAUUAUUUACCCAUGGCCUUAAAGAAGAAAUUCAUGCACCUUAAUUUAAGAUGUGAAUUAUUCUAGCUUAAAAACGUCAUGUCGGCAUCAUAACCAAGAAUUAAAAAAAAUACCCUAUCUAUUCGCAAAAUUAAAUUUCGACAGGGCGCUCAAAAUUUCAAAGAUGGACGAUAACUCUAGGAAAACAAUUCAUUUUGUCAUUUGGCGUCACAGUUCUAAAACGUUAAAUCAAAAUCAUUUACACGAGUGUUUUGCCUAAGUAACCACUAAGUUUUGCCAUUAAGACAUCUUAUAGAUUAAAGACGACUCAAAAUUAUGUUUCACCUGUAUGCAUUUAUUAAAAUUUGAUGCUAACUACUGAUUUGAUUUUACCUUUUUUCAUAAAAAUAUCUGGCCCUUCGAUAAUCACACAGCGUUUUAAAAAUUAUUAAUCUAUAUUAGAAUUUCUAAUUUUGUUUUUAAUUUAGUUAAUAGGUACACUACAAUUUAUUUUACACCAACAGAUAACCAUUUUUAAUUAAAUAAAAACUGGAAACUAAGUAGGUGAAUUUAUUUUAUAAUAAUUAUUGUGUUCUGGAAAUUAUGAGGUGGUCGGAAUAUUUUGCAUAACUGUGUACAUUCUAUGUACAGAAUAUAUACUACAUUUUAUUUAUUUAUUUAGUUUUGCAGUCGCUUAAACAUUAAAAAAUACUACGUUUAGUACAAACGCUAAAUUAACAAAAUGUGUGAUUUCGCAUUGGUUAAUUUACGUCAUUACGUAGAGUACAAUAGGAAUGAAUACUGAGGAACACUGCAAUAGUUUUUUUUAAGUCGAAAUCAAUGUUAAUUACAAGAUAAACUGACCGCAAAUAUGUACACAAAUUAAUGACAAAGUCAAUGUUUUCCUAGAGUUGAUGCUUGUCAAAUUCGCCACCAGACUUCGCCCCUUUUGCGGUUCCUCGCCAAUAUACAGCCUACAUACGGUUUGUUGCCUUUCAAUAUUGUGUGCAAACCCUUCUAAGAAAAUAUUAUCGUGUCAUUUAGUCACAUGUAGACCGCAAGCUAUAGAAGAAACCCGAUGGUAGACCGCAUACAUAGUGGCACCACUUUAUGACAGGUACUGAUAUAUUCGCUUUUAAGGUUAUUCUAUUUAAUUGAAAACAUGUAUAUUUCGUAAUUAUACACUGAACAGUAUUUUUAUAUAAGAAUCGACUUACAUGGUGCACUAUAGUACGUAGUCUGUAUAGUAGACGAGGAAUUAUUUGGUACCAACAUUUUGAUGUUAAAUUAUUUAAUGAUAAGUUGGGGACAGUUAAUAUUUUUGCAAAAAUAAGUUUAAAACUUAAAAACAAUCAUUUAUCUUCUACUUAUGGUGCCUAUCCAAUCCAUACAUUUGUCCAUACUUAUGUUAGACAUUAACCCGGCUAUUUUGACUUUAUUAACAGUUCCCCUAAAAAGUCCGGUAGUUGCCAAGUUAAACCAUUUUUGUAAGUUAUGAAGCCAAUCAUUUAGAGUUGUUUGAAAUGUUAUAUAAUAAGUACAAUUUUUUAUUUGCUUUCUCCUACUUUCGUCGUCUCUUGUGAUUAUAUAUUAUAAAAUCCGGAGAUACGGAAUGCAGCCAGAAAGCAGUUUAUUAACGAAAAGUCUGAGAUUUAAAAUAUUGUUUAUUAUAUUUUUAUUUCAAUUAUUCUAAUUGUUUAAAAGGUAGUAAACUUUGUAUCUGGGGAUUUUCGUUGUUUUCCUCGUAAUACGAGAGAUGUCGCUAAAUUGCGUCUCAGAGGUGGGUUCAUUGCAUUGCGAUGGUUUGCCUUAAAUUGGCAGAAUUGUUUGUAUUUCCUUCAGAGUUGAGACUUCUGAGCUUCACUGAUGAGGCAUAAGGAUGCUGAAAUAGCUAUAUGGAGAUGGUGGUCCAACUCUGAAUCAAAUAUAAACAAAACCUGCCUUGAUCUUUUUUAUCUUUUUCAUUUUUACUCAGUUUGAGUAUUUAGAAACUGUCCUUCGGUCCUUUUCCUUGACGAAGGGAAGGUAAAUGCGUGGCCUAAGCGUCCUCUAUUUGCUUUCUCCUACUUUCGUCGUCUCUUGUGAUUAUAUAUUGUAAAAUCCGGAGAUACGGGAUGCAGCCAGAAAGCAGUUUAUUAACGAAAAGUCUUAGAUUUAAAAUAUUGUUUAUUAUAUUUUUAUUUCAAUUAUUCUAAUUGUUUAAAAGGUAGUAAACUUUGUAUCUGGGGCUUUUCGUUGUUUUCCUCGUAAUACGAGAGAUGUCGCUAAAUUGCGUCUCAGAGGUGGGUUCAUUGCAUUGCGAUGGUUUGCCUUAAAUUGGCAGAAUUGUUUGUAUUUCCUUCAGAGUUGAAACUUCUGAGCUUCACUGAUGAGGCAUAAGGAUGCUGAAAUAGCUAUAUGGAGAUGGUGGUCCAACUCUGAAUCAAAUAUAAACAAAACCUGCCUUGAUCUUUUUUAUCUUUUUCAUUUUUACUCAGUUUGAGUAUUUAGAAACUGUCCAUCGGUCCUUUUCCUUGACGAAGGGAAGGUAAAUGCGUGGCCUAAGCGUCCUCUAUUUGCUUUCUCCUACUUUCGUCGUCUCUUGUGAUUAUAUAUUGUAAAAUCCGGAGAUAUGGGAUGUAGCCAGAAAGCAGUUUAUUAACGAAAAGUAUUGGAUUUAAAAUAUUGUUUAUUGUAUUUUUAUUUCAAUUAUUCUAAUUGUUUAAAAGGUGGUAAACUUUGCAUCUGGGGCUUUUCGUUGUUUUCCUCGUAAUACGAGAGAUGUCGCUGAAUUGCGUCUCAGAGGUGGGUUCAUUGCAUUGCGAUGGUUUGCCUUAAAUUGGCAGAAUUGUUUGUAUUUCCUUCAGAGUUGAGACUUCUGAGCUUCACCGAUGAGGCAUAAGGAUGCUGAAAUAGCUAUAUGGAGAUGGUGGUCCAACUCUGAAUCAAAUAUAAACAGAACCUGCCUUGAUCUUUUUUAUCUUUUUCAUUUUUACUCAGUUUGAGUAUUUAGAAACUGUCUUUCGGUCCUUUUCCUUGACGAAGGGAAGGUAAAUGCGUGGCCUAAGCGUCCUCUAUUUGCUUUCUCCUACUUUCGUCGUUUCUUGUGAUUAUAUAUUGUAAAAUCCGGAGAUAUGGGAUGCAGCCAGAAAGCAGUUUAUUAACGAAAAGUCUUAGAUUUAAAAUAUUGUUUAUUAUAUUUUUAUUUCAAUUAUUCUAAUUGUUUAAAAGGUAGUAAACUUUGUAUCUGGGGCUUUUCGUUGUUUUCCUCGUAAUACGAGAGAUGUCGCUAAAUUGCGUCUCAGAGGUGGGUUCAUUGCAUUGCGAUGGUUUGCCUUAAAUUGGCAGAAUUGUUUGUAUUUCCUUCAGAGUUGAGACUUCUGAGCUUCACUGAUGAGGCAUAAGGAUGCUGAAAUAGCUAUAUGGAGAUGGUGGUCCAACACUGAAUCAAAUAUAAACAAAACCUGCCUUGAUCUUUUUUUAUCUUUUACAAUUUUUUACUUUGUGGACCCGUAUAUCUCAGGGGGUAGCAUGUCGUGACUUCCACGCAGUUAGGCUAGGGUUCGAAACCCAGCACCAGCGAGAACAUCUAGACAUUUUUAAAUGUUUAUAGUGCCCAAGUCGACUCCGCCUGAAUAAAAUGAGUACCUUGGGUAAAACCAGGGGUAAUAAUAGGCAGUUGAAGCGUAGCACUGGCCCUGUUAAUACCUUUCUUGUAUACCGUAGGCGCUAGAUAUAACAGACUACCCUUCUAUAAUCCCAAAGCCACGUUAGCGGUAUGAAACGGGAGACUAUUCUUAUUACAAUGUUUUAGCAAAAAAUCAGACGGCUAUAGCCGCUACUCUCGCCCUAGACAUGUACUUAUGUACUUUAUAGCACUUACAAGGCGGUUUAUAUCGUACAAAAUAAAUUUACAAGUUUUUAACCCUUUAAUGCGCAGAACUCAUUGUUCUUAAGACGAACAUUUUCGAAAAAUUUGAAAUCAAAUUAAAUAAAUAAGGUGCCUGAUAGAAAAAACGGAAAUUAUCUUCAAACUUUUCUUUUAUGGGGUGGUAAAUAUUGCUAUUACUGGGCUUUUGACUGGGCUUGAAUGGUAUAGCUGUAGCAACAACGAAUUGUUUCGGUCAGCAGUUUCGAAAAUACGUAUAGCCCUGAUGAUCGCCAACCUUCGGAACGAAGAUGGCACUUGAAGAAGAAGACUGGGCUUUUGAGCACUUACCAUAGUUCAGUUGGUUAAUUUUUGGCUCGAAGGACCAAUGUUUAUGUAGGAAGUCUAACUGUAGGCUUUGUAGAGGGUGAAUUCGAUUGUGAGGAAAUAUUUAAAGAAGACGACGAAUCCUUAAAUAAAAAAUAAUUGUUGGUGAAUUGUGCUCGGUAGAAUCCCUGAUCAGUAGGGAUGGCGGUUAUUGACAAAACACCGGUUUUCAGUUAUACCGGAUUUUUUACUUACGGUUAUAACCGCCUGCUUCUAUCCUAUUCUGUGGCCUUGUCUAGAAGUAUAAAUAGACAAUUUCGUUUGUAUACAACCGGCAACAUUGCAUUUUAGUAACAGAACAACAUAAUCAAAAGUUAUAUUGGCGGACAUGGAUAUCAAAAUUGCCGACAGCGUUCUGGAUAAAGUUAAAUUAAUAUAAAAAUGUUAAAAAUUUGGUACCAAAAGUUCUUGUGUCUAAUCUUUCGUAUUCAUUGUAUAAAUUGAAAACAAUGGCUCUUAGUGCCAUAUACUAGUACUUAUAUAAAUAAUCGCGACAAUAUAAUGAAAUAUAAUAAAGUUUUUUCAUUUCGUUUUCAAAUUAUAGGUCUUAGCGUUUAAUAUAUCGACAAUAUUAAAUCUAAGAAAAAAUCUAUGGUCUUCGUUUACUUAUGUAAGAAUAUAUUUUAUACAAUUGUACAAAUUAUAAAGUAUUUUAAAUAUAUUUAAUUUCUAUACA
Diabrotica virgifera virgifera (western corn rootworm) is the source of this 9590-nucleotide messenger RNA. RefSeq names its product unconventional myosin-IXAa (gene dachs). The record is from RefSeq and is a predicted model, not a curated record. NCBI's taxonomy places the organism in Eukaryota, Metazoa, Arthropoda, Insecta, Coleoptera, Chrysomelidae. Gene Ontology annotation, molecular function: ATP binding; actin filament binding; cytoskeletal motor activity. Gene Ontology annotation, cellular component: actin cytoskeleton; cytoplasm; myosin complex. Bases 144 to 3353 code for a protein of 1069 amino acids. Gene Ontology annotation, biological process: actin filament organization; vesicle transport along actin filament. The transcript has 9 exons.